Molecule: messenger RNA, 1461 nt
Organism: Penicillium malachiteum
Lineage: Eukaryota; Fungi; Ascomycota; Eurotiomycetes; Eurotiales; Aspergillaceae
Product: ankyrin repeat domain-containing protein
Exons: 1
Coding region: 1-1461 (486 amino acids)
Molecular function (GO): protein binding
Source: RefSeq, a predicted model, not a curated record
AUGGGACUAAAGAACUCCGGAGGUCACUCCUCCCCCAUCAAAUCAACCCUCUAUAAAUCUCGACUCCACCUACGAUAUCUCAAAUCGUACCCAAAACUUCCCAAAUGCCAUCCCAAACAACAGGCAACCCGCAUCCGCAAAAUAAUGACACCUUCCAACCCCACACGAUCCCUCAUAACCCUCCCUAAAGAACUCCUGCUGCACAUUUCAACCUUCCUUCCUUCAACAGCAGACUUAAACGCCCUCUGCAAAACAACAACAAUAUUACACGCCCUCCUCCAAAGACCCUUAUACCGAUUAAGUGCCUGUCAAGGUAGUUCAGCGCUACACUGGGCCGCAAAACAUAACCAAAUAUCCACAGCUCGUCUCGCACUCUCCGCAGGCGCAGAUCCACAAGCUCUAACCGAUUCCGAUCCACAAAUAAAAGGGUGUACACCUCUCCUACUAGCUGCGUAUCACGGUAGCGAAGCCGUGUUAUCACUUUUGCUCGAAAUCGACGAUAUAAACUUUAAUCCGAAUGCGCGCGAUAGGAAAUAUAUCCGGCCGCUUAUUUCUUGGGCUGUGAAGCAGGGUCAUGGGUGUAUUGUGCGUGCGUUAUUACGGGAUGAGCGUGUCGAUGUGAAUCUUCAGGAUAAGAAUGGUGAUGCGGCUUUGCUUAUUGCGGCUAAUACCUCGAAUUGGGGACUAGUCGCCUUGCUUGUUGGCAGUGGACGGGCCGAUCCGAGGGUUACGAAUCGACAAGGGGCUACGGCUUUGUCGAGGGCAAGUGCUGAUCGAAGUGCCGAUGGAGAUGUGGAGUUACUGUUCGCGGCGCAUUUAAGACUGAUUCUUGAUGAGGAUGGGUCCAAGGCGCAUGUGCAGCAUGUUUUCUUUUAUGCGGCUAUUAUGGGCCAGGUAGAGAUUGUGAAGUAUUUAAUUGAAUCCUUUGGGGAGCUUUUGGAUCCCAAUGGUGGGACGAAUGGAUAUGGCCGUGGUGCGUUUUCUAUUGCGGCUCAUAGAGAACAGGUGGAUGUGGUGCGGUUUUUAUUGAAAUGGGAGAAGACGGAUCCGAAUUUGAGGGAUGGGUGGCAGCAUCAGACGCCACUGUUUGUGGCCGUGAAGGAAGGGAGAGUAAGCGUAGUGGAUGUGUUGAUGGAGAGUGAGAGGGUGGAUUUGGAGUUGGCGGAUGUACAUGGGACAACGCCGUUGAACGAAGCGUCGACAACCAGAGAGAAUGGGGAUGUGAUUCGGAGGUUGGUCACUGGGUCGAGAAGAGCAGAUCCUAAUGCGAGAGAUCAGAACGGGGAGACCGCAUUGUUUAAGGCUGCGUCGAUGGGGAUCUUGGAGAAUGUAAAUGCUUUGUUGGACGCAGAAGGUAUUGAUCCAACAUUGGGGAAUCUAGAGGGCAAGACUCCGAUGAACAUAGCGAUGGAGCAUGGAUUUACACUCGUAGCGAACAGAUUAGCCGAUGCCAGUGCAUAG